Boeremia exigua is the source of this 953-nucleotide messenger RNA. Its product is annotated as 6,7-dimethyl-8-ribityllumazine synthase. Gene Ontology annotation, molecular function: 6,7-dimethyl-8-ribityllumazine synthase activity. Gene Ontology annotation, biological process: riboflavin biosynthetic process. NCBI's taxonomy places the organism in Eukaryota, Fungi, Ascomycota, Dothideomycetes, Pleosporales, Didymellaceae. The transcript is spliced from 2 exons. Gene Ontology annotation, cellular component: intracellular anatomical structure; mitochondrial intermembrane space; riboflavin synthase complex. The record is from RefSeq and is a predicted model, not a curated record. The coding region runs from base 241 to 864 and encodes 207 amino acids.
CUCGUAUUUGAGAUGGUGAUCUUCUGUUGAUUGUUUCAGCACGAUGCACCAGCGGCGCCAAAACCGUGUGGGAUGACGCGACGCAACAUCCCUGUCAAUCGGGAUGCGGGGCAGCUCUGGCAAGUGCGUUCCUGCAUUCCAAGUGUCCAAGCAACGGCACAACACCCCACACACAAACCGUCAUCGUAUUCCGUAUUCUCGCACAGCUUCUAGAGAUUCUAUAUCAGCAUCAAGAACAACAUGGCUAUCCUCAAAGGACCCGGCGAGCCCAAGAGCUACGACGGCUCUGGCCUUCGCAUCGGCAUCAUCCACGCCCGCUGGAACACAACCAUCAUCUCCGCGCUGCUCGACGGCACAAAAAAAGCCCUCGCCGACGCCGGCGUGCGCUCGGACAACAUCGUCAUCCAGAGCGUGCCGGGCUCCUACGAGCUGCCGUACGCGGUGAAGCAGCUCUACUCGGCGUCGCAAGUGCAGUCGAGCUCGUCGGGCGUCGUGGGCGCGGCCGCCGACCUGCUCGGCUCGACCUCGGACCUGACGAAGCUGAGCGUCGAUGCGAACGCGCAGUCGACGGCGCCGUUUGACGCCAUCAUCGCGAUUGGCGUGCUGAUCAAGGGCGAGACGAUGCAUUUCGAGUACAUUGCCGACGCGGUCAGUCAUGGGCUGAUGCGGCUGCAGCUGGAUGGCAAUGUGCCGGUGAUUUUUGGGCUGUUGACGCUGUUGAGCGAGGAGCAGGGGCUGUAUCGGGCGGGGAUUGCGGGUAAGGAGGGGAAUGAGGGGCAUAAUCAUGGGAGUGAUUGGGGUAGUGCGGCGGUGGAGUUGGGGAUCAAGAGGAAGGGGUGGGUCGAGGGCAAGUAUGUUGAUUAGAUGUGGUGCUGUGGAGAGUCUUGAAAAGAGGACGAGAACGAUAUGCAUAAGAGCAAAUGAAUGAUGAAUAAAAGCAGAUGAACGAUGAA